AUGGAGGGACCUACUACCAUCCCACCUGAUAUAAUCGAGCGUCAGUCGCUCUGCUUCUCCCGCCCCAUGCCUGGCAUGGUCGUACAGCAAGGCGAGAACGGCUUCAGAGAGGGACUGUCCCAGCUCUACGUGCCGGCAGAGAGCAACGCCGCCGAGCAGCUCGUCAAACUCAAGGAUGCCCUCCGCAAGGCUGAUACCGACAGCUUCUGGAUCCAGCUCACCCAAGGCCUGGCCAAGAUUGCCGACGCCCAGUACGCUUUCGUCUCCAAGCGCAUCCUCGUCGACGACAAGAAUGUUGCCGUCGAACUGCCACCCAUCGGCGAGCCUGGAGCCUGCCUCAUGGGCGAGGCUUUCUACAUCAACGACGACCAUGGCAACGGACCCGGCCACCUGAGAAACUUCAAGUACCAUGCCUACCAGUGUCCGUGUGCCUACAUGAAGCACGACAAAGUCUUCAUCAUCCCCGAAAGACUAAACGACUUUAUUCUCGACAAUCCAAACGACCUCAUCAUCCCGGGCGAGGCCUACCUCGGAAUCCCCUUGUUUGCGGAAGGAAAGUGCUUCGCCCACUUUGGUGUCAUGUGGGGUAAAGAGGGGGCUGCUCGGCGCGUGUUGAGCUGGGGAUUUCUUGAGAUGCUGUUCCAUAGCCUGGAAGACAUGAUCCUAGAGCGCGUCUUGGAAGGCAACGAUUUUGCAGAGGCUGCUGAACCAAUCCGAGCUCAGAUACCCAGGAUCGUGCCCCACAGAGCCGUCUCAGUUGCCCAGUCAUUGAAGCCUUACGCCCGGAGUCUAUCCCAUGAGUUGAGGACGCCGAUGCAGGGUGUCGUUGGUAUGCUAGACGUCAUGAUGGCAAACGUAAAAGAAGCAUCAGAAUCCCUGCAACUUGAAUCGCGGACCCGUGAGAUACUCGACACACUCAGGGAGAACAUUGAGGCGGUCCAAGACAGCUCAAGACGCGCAGUCGAAGCAGCCGACAAUGUUGUCCACGCCUAUGACAUGAACAUGGGCGUACCAGAGACCCCACUUUCGCCACUAGACAAGACGCCCGACCAGUGGAACACCUUCUGGCGCGAGAUGCGGCCGGAUCUGAUGAUUACCGGCAACGACAUGCGCGCUCCGCUACGCGGCAUCAAAAGAAGACGACACGAAGUUUCCUGGGCAGACCAUGCUAACAAGACACGCGUGGUCAAGAGUGCCCGCCAACGAGUUCGAGACACCUUUUCAGAGGAGCCUCCCAUGCGCGGCACCAAGUCCUGUCCUCCAGACGCAAGCGCUCUGGAACUGGACCGACUAGACCACACCUGCUCACACGGAACAUCGUUGGGCAAGUGUGACUCCACCACCUCGCCAAUCUUCGCAUCCGAACACUCCAAGGUCCCUGGACUGCGACACACCAACCUGCGAGAAGUCCUUCAGUACGUUAUCAACGAUGCGCUCAAAGUAGGAGGACGACCGGAUUCCGCCAUCGCCGAGGCCACGGAUACGGGAGAGCGCAUUGAAGUUCGGACGCGUAGCUCGAAUGGAGAGGCACACACCAAAUGGAUCGAGUGGACUGUUUCCGCCGAUGUGCCAGAGACAAUCGUCAUUGACGAACGGGACCUUGCUAAGAUGGUCUCUUGCCUUGCUCUCAACGCUAUCAAGUUUACACAGGACGGAUCCAUCACACUCCAAGCGACACUCAGCGCAAAAGGUCGCUACAUCGUCAUCAACAUCAAGGACACGGGCUCCGGCAUCCCGGCGGCGUUUCUGCCUAACCUGUUCAAGCCGUUUUCAAGAGAAGACGACUCCAUGACACGGCAGAGUGAGGGGCUGGGCCUUGGUCUCAUGGUCGCGAAGGGUAUUGCGAGGAAGCUCGGUGGCGAUCUCUUCUGCCUGCGUUCACAUGUGUCGGGACCCGGAAGAGGAUCAGAAUUUGAGAUGCGAGUCCCGCUUACCCCAGGCGAAAUAUGCAGUCGCCCUGCAACACCAUUUGGGUCCCCCACCCUGUCCAUCAAGUCUCGCAUGUCUAUCGAUCCCGAGGUACCUCGUCUGGACCUUGGCCGGGGCCCAGUCACCCCUCCGCUGAGUUCUGAUGCAUUCAGACACGAGCGGGAACGUCGGCCACCAAUCACACCUGUCAUCACCGCCCCCUCUGCAAGAUCGCCAGAUGACAUUGGCCUUGCUACUCCCCGCCGCACUUCAUCGCCCCCACGGCAACACUCUACUCGCGCUCUAUCUCUGGAGCGGGACGUCGUGCCAACCGAUCUCGGCGAACAGCUGCCCCUCAACAUUCUGGUCGUGGAUGACAACGCUAUCAACCGACGCGUCUUGGUGAGCAUGCUCGGCAGGCUGGGCUACAAGAACAUUACCACGGCAUUCAACGGUAACGACGCCGUCGAAACUGUUCGUCGCAAUGCGCUCGCGCCGGCUUCUGAAGCAUUUGAUGUCGUCCUCAUGGACCUGUGGAUGCCGCUGCUGGACGGCUUCCAAGCUACCGAGGUGAUUCUGAAGAUGCCCGAGCUCGUGCGAAAGCCGACCAUCCUGGCCGUCAGCGCCGACAUUACGGAUGCCGCUCUGGACAAAGCAGUCAAGAGCGGGAUGAAGGGCUUUGUCACCAAGCCCUUCAUCACCCGAGACAUUGCCCGAUUGAUUCGGACAUACUGCGCAAGCCAAUGA
Alternaria novae-zelandiae is the source of this 2655-nucleotide messenger RNA. RefSeq lists its product as uncharacterized. Gene Ontology annotation, biological process: phosphorelay signal transduction system; protein autophosphorylation. The record is from RefSeq and is a predicted model, not a curated record. Gene Ontology annotation, molecular function: phosphorelay sensor kinase activity; histidine phosphotransfer kinase activity. The transcript has 2 exons. Lineage: Eukaryota; Fungi; Ascomycota; Dothideomycetes; Pleosporales; Pleosporaceae. Bases 1 to 2655 code for a protein of 884 amino acids.